CGACAAUUCGGGCUCAGGACAAGAUCCCGUUUUUCCUCCGGCCUGGGGUUCACUUGCCUACUCACUGAGAGGCUGCUACCGAAGUAACCCCAGGGAGAAGCCAAGGGUCCCUCCGUUCUUUCCACCUCCCGCAGAGAGCGGCUGGGCCGCUUCCCCCAGCGGAGGGACCCAUGGGGCAGCCUUCCCUCCAGAUGUCCAGCGCUGCCUUUCUCCGGGACCGAGGGAGAGAAGCAGGAGGUCUCGGUUUUGCUAAUGGAGAGAAGCCUCCAGCGAGGCAAGGGAGGCGCGGCCCCCGCUGCUCUUGGUACCAUCCGAAGAACCCGAAAAGGCUGUGUCUCCCCAUCACCUCCCGGCCCAGGACAACCAACCUGAGGGAAAUCGCUCUUAAGACAAAACGCGCCCGUGCCGGUGGGAGGCCGGCCAUGAUGUUUCCGUGGGUCUCAAGGGCGUCGAGGGUUCCGUCCGUUUCGCACAGAACGAACCCGGCUCCCUCUCGGCUUCCCUACUGCCCUGCUGCUGCCACGCGGCUCCCGCCGUCUGUUCCGCGCUCGUUUGCUGACAGUCAAACGUCUGAUUCAAAACACAGGAAACAGUCUCAUCACAUUGUAACUGCGAGUUUUAAGGUACAAGAAAGUGAGAAUCUAACCAAGUGGCACUUAGGAACUGCACAUCAUUACAGAAACUGCGAGCCCAGGUGAUGACCUUGUGACAUGAUGACUUAGAGCCUCCUUUUGCAGCUGGAAUUUUCUACUUCGACACCUGGUGAUUUUAGGCGCUAUUCAGACUGGACAGUCGCUGUCAGUUGCGACAGUGAUGGCUCUUCUUGGCCUCAACUACAUCUUCACAACAAGGAGAAGAAUGUGAGGAAGGAAAAUCAAACCACAGUCUACGAAACUCCUUCAACCCAGGUAAAAAGUCCUCUAGAAUUUGGAAAAUGUUUGUCUGGUCAGAUCCACACCCUCACAGAAGUACAGUUUACACUUCUGGUUUACAACUGUGGAACUAUAGUCCGGCUUGUAUCUUGGGCUGUGGGAAAGGUGUGUGGGAUAGCUGGAAAGCAAAGACACUGUAACAAUACAAGGAUCCUGUCAGCCUGUCUACAAUCUGGUCAUUUCUUCAAGUCAAGCGCCACCAUUCAGUGAAUGUGAAACGGGUAACGGAGCCCCAGCAACCAUCUCCCCGCUCUGCCAACCUCUCCUUCUGAAGUAGUGAGUGCAUCCCUGUGUGAUCUGAUUUGCAAUAUUCCCCUGAGCUUGUGGCAAAGGUAUUUUUCAGUCUCAUCUUUACUGUGAACUUCAAUGUCAAUGUAUGCAGGCCAAUGGUAAAAGACUUUGAUGUCUCCUCAUGGAUAUUCUAUGUAAUUUGGAGAGUUUUCCAUGUUAGCUGAAAGAAGUCUAUGAAUUUCUUGUUUGUUCAGUAAUUUUUUCUUAGGUUUUUGAGUCUUAAGUGCCUCACCAAGGACCUUUUGGGGCAGCUCUGCAGCACAAUAUCCUAACAAGAGGUAUACUAAAUUAACUGGAUUUGAUAUGAGGUCAUUCCUUUGAAUGCUAGACUGAGCCUACUUUUGUCUUUUUUAUAAAACACAAGAGCAUUUAUAAAGCUAAAAACCCCCAUGCAACCACAUAAGAAAAAAAUUAUUUGAAAACAUCAUCUGAAAACAACAGAAUUAUUACAAUUUAUCUUAUGAAUAAAGCAAACAUAAAGAAAGCAAAAUAACAAAUUCCCAAAACAGAUAUUUCUCCUUUCAUUUAGCACACACGGAUUAAAAAAACAAAUUCAUUUCAGCUUGCAAGCAUUGUAUUUUUCAGCAUAGAACUGCUAAAAGUUUUUCUGGCCAUCACACAGUCUAGCAUGUCUGGCACUCUUCUACAUUGUAAUUUAAUUUUUUGUAAGAUCAUUAAUGUAAAAAUUUUAGUCUUGUUUUUUUUUUUGCUAUGCUUGGAAAAUAAGAUUUUUUUAGAAUUGCAUUAAAAAAAGAUGAGAGCACAGACUUCUGAGAGAACAAAGGAUAACAACAGUGACAAUGACAAUAUUUGAUAACUUUUUCUUUGUUUAUUUAAAGAAAAGAUAUUCUACUAUCAUACUCUAUAAAAAUAUUUUAAUAACUGAAUUUUGCUUCUAUGUAUGAAAGGGCUCCAGCAGUUACCCUUUUUAUUUUUUAUUUAAACCACGCAACCAUUGCAUAAGCACUGGUAAAUCAAAUGGGGAUUUAGCAAGGAAGAGGUUAAAUAAGCAAAGUUGAGUCCUGAAGUAACAAAUCAAGAAAUAAUGGAUAUUCAAGUAUGAUGCUUUUACUUGUUGCUUAUACUGCAAUUUAUCCAAAUGAUGGGAAGAAGCCUACAAAAGACUGUCUAAGUUACAAUCCUCACUCUUCCACAACUGAAAAAGUGCAUUGAGAAUAACCUUUCCAAGCUUUGCUUUGAGAGUUACUCGUUGCUCGAGGGAAAUGAAAUGCCCUCUCAGGGUUGUAGUGACUGUUUAAAUACUCUGUGUAAAGCUAUAAUGAAUCUCUGUAGGAAAGCAAAAUGUCAACAAUAAAAAAUGUGAGCUAAACCCCCCUACUUUUUGAAUUAUUAUGAACACUAGAAUAAAUAAAUUAAAAAAAUGUUCUACUUACAGGAACAUCAACAUAUUUUGCAGCUGCUUUCACCUUUAGAAAAUUAAGCAUAAAAGACACAGUAAGUACUUAUUACUACAGAUUGUACACAAUUUCAGAAUUAUGCACAGAAAGAAGAACAGAAACACUGUGAAUCCAAACACUUACAGUGAAUGAAACUAAUGAUGAGAAGAAAGUGCCUUCAUCAUAUCUUGACAAUUUAGACAGCACACCUUCUAAUACUGAAACAACCUGGAGGAAAAGCACAGAGAGAAAUCCAAAUGGACAGUAUAAAAAUUAAGUAUUUGGAAUGAGAAUGUGAAUUUUUCAUCCUCAUAUUUUUAUUCUUCAGCAGGGCAAUGAAAACUGUAAAUUUGAUCACUUUCUCCAUUUCACAAAGCUUUGAAAUCAAGGAGAACCUUCAUUAUGCAGCUUCACCUACUGAUCAAGCUGCUGAACCACUGCAGAAAUAGAAACUCAACCCAAAUUUUCUACUGAGGUGGGCCUGAUUCCAGUGCAACAUUGCUGCCUCUAGAACGUGGGGUUAAAUACAACAGUGUGUGUACCCAGUACGUACUUUGGGUAGAAAUUAUAUGUUAUUUUCUAGGACCAUAGUUUCUAAGAUCACAGCUUCAAAGACAAUAAAGCAUGAUUGCUAAAGGUGGUGAUCUUGAUAUCAUGUUUCCCUUACCUUUGCAAGUGAAUAGAAA
Molecule: messenger RNA, 3306 nt
Organism: Pipra filicauda (Wire-tailed manakin)
Lineage: Eukaryota; Metazoa; Chordata; Aves; Passeriformes; Pipridae
Exons: 5
Coding region: 171-698 (175 amino acids)
Source: RefSeq, a predicted model, not a curated record